This is a messenger RNA of Lolium rigidum, 2764 nucleotides long. RefSeq names its product ABC transporter F family member 4-like. Gene Ontology annotation, molecular function: protein binding; mRNA binding. Bases 1 to 2598 code for a protein of 865 amino acids. The transcript has 3 exons. The record is from RefSeq and is a predicted model, not a curated record. Lineage: Eukaryota; Viridiplantae; Streptophyta; Magnoliopsida; Poales; Poaceae.
AUGGCCGCUCCGCCGCCGGUGCUCACGGUGGCGGUGGAGAAGGGGCCACGCCGGGGAGAGACCCGGCAGUGCCGCGCGGGCGCCGCGCUCCGCGUCGGCCGGGUCGUCAAGGGCAACGAUCUCGCCGUGCGCGACGGCGGCGCGUCGCAGCACCACCUCGUCAUCGAGUUCCUCCCGCCGCCCGGCGCCGGGUGGGCCGUCUCGGAUCUCGGGACCUCCAACGGCACCCUCCUCAACGGCGCGGCCCUCGUGCCCUCCGUCCCCGCCCCGCUCUCCCACGGGGACGUAAUCAAGGUCGGGGAUUCCACCGUGCUCGCCGUCUCCAUCGCGCCCGACUCGGAUCCGAACCCUGUCGCCAACCCCACCUCGCGCCACGCGGCGGCGGCGGUGGAGGAGAAGCCCGCUGCGGUGACCCGCCGCGGGAGACGGAAUAUUAAAGCGGCGACAGCGGCCGAGGCUCCCGAAGUGGAGAAGGAAGAGCCAGAUGCAGCGGCAGUGGAAGAGCCAGAUGCAGCGGCAGUGGUGAUGGUGGCGGAGAAGCCCCCUGCGGUGACCCGCCGUGGCACACGGAGUAAAGCGCCGCCGGUGGCUGAGCCCCCCGAAGUGGAGAAGGAAGAGCCGGACGCCGCGGCAGUGGUGGUGGAGGAGAAGCCCCAGGUGGCUAGACGCCGGGGCGGACGGAAGAAGAUGGCUCCGGGGCAGAUGGAUGAGACUGCAGAGGCGUCACGCCAGUGUGAGCAGAAGGAGGCCCCGAAGCCCUCUGAACCAGAGAAGGACGAUGAGGAGAAGGAGGAGGUCAUGGUACCGAUGCGCCGCGGCAGUCGGAGGAGCGUCACAGAGCCCUCUAAACCGAUGGAAGAGGAGAAGGAGGAGAAUGCCCCUGCAGUGACACGCCGCGGAGGGAGGAAGAGGAAUGUGGCGACCGUUGCCCCUCUGCCAUUGCCUCCAAAACCGAAAUCUGUCAGGGGGUGGGGUACAAGGGCUACUGCAAGCACCACCGUUCUUCAGGAGGAGCAGGGAGGAGACGAGUUGGCUGCGUCAAGAGCGGAGACAGUGAACCUGCUGUCUCCGACUGCGGUGAAGGGUGGUGAGGAGCAGAAGGGGUUUAAGGUGGCAGCUGGGGAUGGAGGGGUAGAACUACAAGAUACUGCAAAGGCAUUGAAGGAUGAAGAAAUACCAAAAGGGAGGGACAAUGCUCAUCAUGCUGCUUCUGACAAUGAUGCCAAUGCGGCCGCAGCAGAGCCCACUGGAGAGAUGGAGGAGGCUGCAGAGGUAAACUGCCACAGGAGGCGGAUGAAGGUUGUGGAACAUUAUGAACCUGAGAAGGACGGGGAGGAGACCACCGUGGUGACACGCCGUGGCGGGCGGAAAGUGGUUAUGGAGCAGUCAGAACCAGGGAAAGAUGAUGAUACCACUUUGGUGACACGCCGCGGCCACGGCAGGCAGAAAAAGCUCGCCGAGCAGCCUGAACCAACGAAGGACGUGGAGCAGACCACGGUGGCGACGCGCCGUGGCGGGCGGAAAAAGGCCGCUGAUCAGCUUGAACCAGAAAAGGGCAUGGAAGAGACCACUAUUUUGACGCGCCGUGGAGGGCAGAAAAAGGUAGCGGAGCAGCCUGAACUAGUCAAGGAAGAUACUGAGAAGGAGGAGGGUGCCCCUGUAUUGGCACGUCGUGGUGGGAGGAAGAAGAAUGCAUUGUUGGUUGCCCCUCCGUUGCCUGAACUAGUGAAGGAAAAUGACGAGAAGGAGGAGAGUGCCCCGGCGUUGACCCGCCGUGGCGGGAGGAAGAAGAAUGCAUUGUUGGUCGCCCCUCCAUCACUUCCCCUGAAUACGAGCUCCACAAGAGGCCGGGGAAGGGUUACAAGGGCUAGUAUGACUGUGAAGGCAUUAGAGGAGGAACUGCCAGAAGGGAGGGCCAGGGCUAAGCUUUCUGCUUCGAACACUGUGGCUCAUGCGGCUGCAGUGCAGCUCACUGUAGAGAUGGAGGAAACUUCAGAGGCACCUCGCCGAGGCAGGCAGAAGAAAGCCAUAGACCCCCCUGAGCCAGAGAAGGAAGAUGAGGAGAAGGAGGAUGCUAUCAGGGUGACGCGCCGCAGGGGGCAGAAGAAGGAUGCAGUGGUGGCAUGCCAUGCCGGGAGGAAGAAAGAUUCCACGGUGAUCGCUCCUCCGCCCCUGCCUCCAAAGACAGCAUCCGGAAGGGGCCGCAGAAGGGUUACAAGGACUAGUGCGAGGAACAAUGUUCUUGACAAGGACGCCAAGGGGGAACAAGAGGAAGAUGAGGUGAAUGUGCCAAUAGAGCAAGCCGGGAAUCUGCAGAUUGCGAUGGCAGUGAAUUAUGGUGAGGAUAGAGAAGUAAAAGGUGCUGCGAGAGCAUCGGAGGACGACUCACCAGAGGGGAGGGACAGUGUGAAGCAUGCUUCUUCUGAAAACAGGGGCCAGGAGGAUCAGGGUGGUGUGCACUGUUCUUCCAGAGUUCAUUCAGGAUCUAGUGGAAUCCCCAAUACUACAAGCAAAUAUAGAGAGGAUAGAAAGCUGAAAGCAUACUCAACUCCCUUCGAUGUCAGGGUGGAUAGAGCUCUGAAGAAAUAUUCUACAUGAGUUGCCGCUUGCUAAUGAUUAAGAUUAAAUGUACUGAGUAUGAUGUGUCGAUAGGCUCUAUCUUCUUUGUGUAGGAAGAAAUGCCCCAUAGAGUUAUAGUCUAGAUCCAACUGAAUUUUGUGUACAUUGAAGUGGAGAUGCAUGUUCCCUGCCUAUGGCAGAUAUA